GCACUAUGGGUGAUGUGUCAUUUCUGAAACAGUUUCAGAUAAUUUUAUUUUGCACACCGAAUAAGUCCACAUCUAUCCCGAUAAUAUAGCAGACAGAAACUGCGCUUUCUUCUCAUAAGACACUCUCAGAGGAAAGACCUCACUGAUCGAGAAAAUAUGGCAUUCUCAACUUGAUCUCGUUUCUUCCGCCAUCUUGGUUGUUGUUGUUGUGUUGUGUCUAUCUUCUUGGGUCUGUAGCCGAUAUUAAGUCAGUCUUACAGGCAAGGAUUUAAAAGAACAGGUGAUGGAUCCUAGUAUUGAAUCCCCAAAUGAAGAGAAAGUGGUUGUGCCUCCAUACAAGAACAAUGAACAUUGUAACAAGGCAUUCCAAGUGAUGAACUCUUUGCGGCAACAGAACAUGCUUUGUGAUGUUGUUCUCAAGGCGGGCAGCAUAGAAAUACCUGUGCAUCGGGUGGUGCUGGCUUCGUCAAGUCCCUACUUCUUUGCAAUGUUUACUGGAGAACUAUCAGAGAGUAGACAGACUGUUGUUACACUAAAAGAGAUUGAUAGCUUGGCUUUGGAACUCCUGAUUGAGUUUGUGUAUAUAGCAGAGAUUGAAGUCACUGAGGACAAUGUGCAGGUGUUACUUCCAGCAGCAAAUCUACUUCAGCUGAAUGAAGUACGUGAUGCAUGUUGUGACUUCUUGAAAGCUCAGCUCCAUCCCUCAAACUGCCUAGGUAUCAGGGCCUUUGCAGAUAUGCACUCCUGCCCGGACCUCCUGCGUACUGGACACAUAUUUGCAGAGCAGCACUUCAGUGAGGUUGUACAAGGGGAUGAGUUCCUGGGCUUGCCAUUCAUGCAGGUUGCUGAGCUUAUCUCAAGUGAUCAGUUGACAGUGCCUUCAGAGGAAAAGGUGUUUGAGGCUGUGGUAAGAUGGGUUGGUCAUGACCCAGAGCAUCGUCACGAGUGCCUCGCCCUUCUAAUGGAGCAUGUUCGCUUACCCCUACUCUCGCGCGAAUACCUUGUCAGCCGGGUAGAGACUGAACUCAUGAUCAAAAACAGUGUGGCUUGUAAGGACUUCCUCAUUGAGGCCCUCAAGUACCAUCUGCUUACCAGCGAACAGCGAUCACUGUUACAGACACCCCGUACACGACCCAGGACACCAAUAGGAAUGCCUAAAGUCAUGUUUGUUGUUGGAGGGCAGGCCCCGAAAGCCAUACGCAGCGUGGAAUGCUAUGAUUUCAAGGGCGAGCGCUGGUAUCCCGUGGCGGAGAUGAACUCUCGCCGCUGCCGUGCUGGAGUGUCUGUGCUGGACGGGCUAGUGUACGCAGUAGGGGGCUUCAACGGCUCUUUGCGUGUGCGCACUGUCGAUUGUUACGACCCAAUCAAGGAUCAGUGGCGUCCUGCGGCGUCCAUGGAAGCGAGACGGAGCACUUUAGGCGCAGCCGUACUGAAUGGGCUACUGUACGCGAUCGGCGGCUUUGACGGGACCACCGGGCUUAACACGUGCGAGGUCUACGACCCGAAGUUAAACGAGUGGAGGCCGAUUGCACCGAUGAGCACCCGAAGAAGUAGCGUCGGCGUCGGAGUGCUGAAUGGAUUGUUGUACGCCGUUGGGGGAUACGACGGCGGGUCACGGCACUGCCUCAGCUCAGUCGAGUGUUACAGUCCUGCAAAUAAUGAAUGGACGCUUGUCCCGGAGAUGAGCACCCGCCGGAGCGGGGCCGGUGUGGGUGUGGCCUAUGGGGUGCUUUACGCGAUAGGGGGUCACGAUGGCCCCCAUGUACGUAAGAGCGUCGAGUGCUUUAAUGUGGACUUGAACACGUGGAAGCCUGUUGCUGAAAUGAGUAUGUGUCGGCGCAAUGCGGGCGUGGCGUCGGUAAACGGGCUUCUGUUCGUCGUGGGCGGAGAUGACGGGUCUACUAAUCUAGCCUCGGUUGAGGUGUACAACCCCCGGACUGAUCAGUGGGGGCUUUUACCCUCUUGCAUGAGCAUAGGGCGUAGCUACGCGGGCGUGGCCGUCAUCGAUAGACCGAACAAUACAUAGCAAAGUGUCGUGUGCAGUAGUAAGGUUGUCUAGUAAGGGCGUAGUUUAUUCUGUGCAGAUUUAACAACUUGAAACGAUCUGUGUACAGACAGAAUGAAAACUUGAUGCAGAGCCCUGUUUAUUAUUUACCAUAAAGAGCCUAGCAGUGUACAUAUUGAGCACCUAUCCUGUCAAAAUUGUUUUAAAAUAUUUUACUGUAAAUAUUAUAUACACUAAUACAAUCUGUGAUUAGUGACUA
Messenger RNA from Nematostella vectensis (starlet sea anemone), 2264 nucleotides. Its product is annotated as kelch-like protein 2. The record is from RefSeq and is a predicted model, not a curated record. Gene Ontology annotation, molecular function: protein binding. Lineage: Eukaryota; Metazoa; Cnidaria; Anthozoa; Actiniaria; Edwardsiidae. Bases 284 to 2026 code for a protein of 580 amino acids. The transcript is spliced from 5 exons.